Molecule: messenger RNA, 753 nt
Organism: Bombina bombina (fire-bellied toad)
Lineage: Eukaryota; Metazoa; Chordata; Amphibia; Anura; Bombinatoridae
Gene: PERCC1
Product: proline and glutamate rich with coiled coil 1
Exons: 1
Coding region: 1-753 (250 amino acids)
Source: RefSeq, a predicted model, not a curated record
AUGGAAACGGGUGGGAUACAAAACCUUUCGGAGUUCAUACUACCAUCAUCCAUUCAAGACCCUAUCAUUAAAUCAUCUCUACACCAAAAUAUGAUCUACCAAGAAUCUUCUGAUGAGGAAGAUGAAUUUCUUAAGGAAGAUGACAUAUAUGAGGAAGAGGAAGAGAACUUGGUUCCUCUCUUGACAAGGCAGAGCACAUCUUAUAGUUAUGAUAACGAAAGCAACACUGAAAUGACGGCGCAGCUUUUGAAGUUUUCUGAACAAAUUAGUACAGACAUUCAGAGAUACUUUGGUCAGAAAAAUAAAGAGGAGGACCCAGACUCCUGCAAUAUUUAUGAGGACUUUGUAGCAAAAAUGUCAGGACCACAUAUUGAUUAUGAAGAUAUUGUCAUGGAGGCACAAACUAAGGGCCAGGAUAAAAACAGUCUAUUCAACCCCCUUACUCCUCCAUUAGAAUUUGAUCAAAAAUUAUUGAAAUCAAUAAGUAAAGAAGGUGAUGUUACUAAGCUUGGACCUCUGUCUGAGUUGUUUGAUUUUGGUCUUCACAAAUACAAAAAGCAAAAGAUAAGUGCAAAGGAGGAACGAUUACAAAGUUUGGAUAAAAAGUAUUCUCAUAUUGUUCCCAUGCACAGUCGCAAAUUGCCCAUUUCGUUUUGGAAAGAGCCCAGUCCAACUCCACCGUGUAUUCUAAACAACAAUACCCCUGACUUUAGUGACCUGCUAGAAAAUUGGACCUCUGAUCCAAGUCAUUAA